GGACUGGUUUUAAAAAAUUGUGUAACUGCACUAUAUAAGCGGCUAGAUUAACGUUCGGUGUGUUAUGUAUUCGUGUCAGUUAUAUAGACUACGAUGCGGUAUCUCGUUGUUUUGUAAUGGUGGAUUGUAUCAUAUGCUACACUUACUUUUUAUAUAGGCUACAGUAUAGAACGGGAAGGUUAUCUAGAGUGAGGCUGAGUUACACAUGACAAUAUACCUGCACAUUCUUUCAAGAGCGAGACAAUUGCAACAAUUGAACAAUUAAACAUUCAUUUAGCAAGUUUUCCCAAUUUAAUUCGUCUCAGUUUGAAUUGAUGGCAAUAUUUGUCUUAUUUCGUGUGAAAUAGCGACCAUUUCUUGUUUACGAAACCCAGCGAUUAAAACGCUUUACUUGCGAUUUAAACAUUUGUAAUAAUGGGAGUUGGAGCCGAGAACAGAACCCCGAGCAUAUCUAGUAAUUUUGCAUUGCACGUUGGAGAGGGAAAAGAGGAGGCAGAACUUGGCCAGAUGACACCCGGCAACGCUGAAGCCAUGCAGUUAGCGAUGGUUGAUCAGACUGCGGAACCGAGAGAGACGUGGGGUCGGCGCUUGGAGUUUGUGCUCGCCUCCAUCGGAUAUGCGGUCGGUCUGGGAAACGUGUGGCGCUUUCCGUACCUGUGUUACAGGAGCGGAGGAGGUGCUUUUUUGAUUCCCUACUUUAUCAUGUUGUUACUUUGUGGCAUCCCCCUUCUCUUCAUGGAGUUCACCAUCGGGCAGUACACUCGAUUGGGGCCAGUCCAUGCUCUGGCUAAAAUAUGUCCCCUCUUCAAAGGUGUGGGAUUUGCUACAGUGGUAAUUUCUUACGUGCUCUGCACCUACUACAAUGUGCUCAUGACCUGGGCCCUUUACUACCUGUUUAACUCCUUCAGCCCCUCAUUGCCAUGGCAAUCCUGCAACAACACAUGGAACGCAGCUGGCAACUGUUCCACUGGUUUCCCUGGCAAUGCCACAGAUCUGCAAUCAGCGAGUCAACAGUUCUUCGAUCGUAAGGUGCUAGACAUGACAACGGGGAUUGAGCACGCUGGAGGGAUUCGCUGGGAACUGUUUGGCCUUCUGGUGCUGGCCUGGUCCAUUGUUUAUUUCUGUAUCUUUAAAGGAGUCAAAUCUACCGGAAAGGUUGUCUACUUCACUGCUACGUUCCCUUAUUUCAUACUAUUUGCAUUGCUGAUCAAUAAUGUCCAGCUGCCUGGAGCUAAAGAUGGCAUCCUCUUCUUCCUCAUGCCAAACUGGAGCAAGCUCUUGGAAGUCCAGGUUUGGGUCAACGCUGCUGCUCAAAUCUUUAACUCCAUUGGAAUCUCCUUUGGUUCUAUGAUAUCUAUGGCCAGUUACAAUAAGUACAACAACAACAUUCUCAGGGACACAUUUAUCGUCUGCCUGGCUAAUUCAGCCACCAGUAUCCUGGCUGGCUUUGUUAUUUUCUCUGCCAUCGGGUACAUGGCCCACAUUCACAACCUGCCUGUGGAUGACAUUGCAACAGAUGGCCCUGGUCUGGUGUUUGUGGUGUACCCUGAGGUCUUCUCCACUAUGCCCAUCUCUCAGCUUUGGGCUCCUCUGUUUUUCAUCAUGCUACUCUGCCUCGGACUGGACAGUCAGUUUGCCAUGGUGGAAGUGGCUGUAACGUUCAUCAUGGAUGGUUUUGGAAAGAAAAUGUUGCGAGUUUUUAAGAGGAAGGAGCUGAUUGUUCUGGCAGUGUGCAGUUUUGGCUUUCUGCUGGGGAUUCCUCACAUUACCAGGGGUGGGAUCUAUGUGUUUCAGCUGAUGGAUCACUACACAGCAGUGGUAUCACUGAUGUUUCUAGCAUUCUUCGAGGUGCUCGCUGUAACUGUUAUAUUUGGAGUAAAACGACUCAGCGUAAUGGUGGAGAAAAUGUUGGGAAAGAAACCAAAUUUGUUCUUCCGUGUGUGCUGGCAGUUCCUGUCACCCAUGCUUGUACUGGGUAUUCUGAUCUCCAGUAUUUUUCAGUAUACUCCGGCUCGAUACGGUAAGUCGUACACAUACCCGCUGUGGGCAGAAGUGAUGGGCUGGUUCAUCUCUCUUGUCUCCAUCAUCUGGAUCCCACUGGGGGCUCUACAUGAGCUCUGGACCACCAAAGGAUCUCUGCUGCAGAGGUUGAAAAUAUCCUUAACUCCAACUGUAGAUCUGGAGUGUGUCUCUGAGAAACCAUCUGCAGAGUCCAUUGCAUUGUUUACUACUUCUUAGACACCGGCGAGUGUGUGUAUACUUCAAUGUGUUUACCCAUUAUAGAUAAAGAUUAGCUUGGCUUGAAUUGUAAAAAUAUUUGACAUAUUAAGCAUUUAUAUUCUGUGUAAUGUAUUUGAGAUGUAUGCUGAAACACACUAUCAUAAUGGUCUCAGAAUUUUUUUUUACAUGUUUCAUUAUUUGAUCUCAUAAUUAAGAAGGCUGUUAAACAGCUUAAUAAUGUUCAAAAGAGAACUAUUUUUAAUGUCAGACAUUAGAGCUUGAAUGCAUGUUGGCAAGAUGUGGUUGACUUCUCAAUAUUUAAGCUUUUUAGUCUACUAAAAUUAGAUGUAAUAUAUCUUUUGAUACACUUUGUUGAAUGAUUUAAAAAAACAGAAAUUAUGUUUAUAUUGUUAGGGACAAAUUACUUGAUUUGCAAAACAUAAUUUUAAAAUGUUUGGUGCCACUGCACCGUCAAACGCCUUCACAGAACAAGAAUGCUUCCAUGAAAUUAUUAAAUUCCAAGUUCUCAAAUGUCACCAUCACAUUGUGGAUACAUAAAUAUGCACUCUCACAGGCAUUCAGAUUCUAUAGAUUAUAGAAAAGUGAGAAAUGCAGGAAAGCUGUUUUUUGAGUUCCGCUGAAACCGUUAAUUGUAUUCACAGAGGACCAAGCUGACAUAUACUAGUAUAAAUGAAUUAAAAAUCACCUUUAAAACUGACCACUAUUUACUUUUGCCCUUACUCAGCUGCUUGGACCAUUAAUAUGGCACAAAUUAAAGCAUAUUUAAAUGUUUAAGUGGCAAAAACAACCAAAUCAUUAAGUUUGCCAGACACCCCUAAUUUUGUGGAAAAUUAGAGAAAAAGUAAAGGGCUGAAAAUAAAAAAGUGUGUGUGGCCUUAAGAGUAAGCAGAGAUGUGACUGAAAUCAAAGUUUACAUUUACAACAGCUCCUUUGAUAUAUGUCUUUAAUUUGAGAUUAUGCAAUUUAAAGAAAAAAAAGUAUCUUUAGUUAUUUUAUUUUUUUCCAGAAAGAAAUAGCCCAAAUUGAUAUCAAAAUGUUUGCUGACACCAAAAUGAGAGAAGCACAUAUUUAUUUAGAAUUUCUUUGGCAUAGAAGUAUUAACCUAGAAAUAGAAAAGUUAUACCGACGUGAUUACAAAAGAGCAAAUUAGAUAGAUCUACAGAUUACAUACAGAUAGAUCACUAAAAAUGGUUUACAAAUUGGAAAAUUUACAAUUUGGGAUUAUUCAAAAAGACUACAUGUUUUAACAUAAACUAUUACAACAUAUUUGAAUACAUAUUUUUAUUGUGUCAUACAAUCACAGCUGUUGAGCUGAAGUCUGUCCUUGUGACUUCAAAAAACACUGCUAUUCUUUUUAUUUUACUAGAAGACUAGUCAUUUUUGUAUUCAUAUUGUCAUGUAUCAUCUUUUUUCUGUGUGUUAUCUCUGUUUAAAUGAAUACUUAUUUAUUUAACUUUUUCAUUUUCAUUAGUUUUGUUUUCCAAGAACAACAUAUAGUACAGAUUUACAACGUGAUCAUUUAUAUUCAAACAGUUUAGCUUUGCUGUGUUUAAUAAGUUCUGUUGUGUAUUUUCUGAUUGUCUAUGAAGUUGAGAUAAAGCCUUUUUUAUAUUUAAACUGUUUUUGUUUUGACAGGCAGUUUUCUAAGCAAUAAGUGGUCUCAUUGAAAUAAAAGCCAUUGUUUUGUCAUU
This is a messenger RNA of Xyrauchen texanus (razorback sucker), 3932 nucleotides long. RefSeq lists its product as uncharacterized. Gene Ontology annotation, biological process: sodium ion transmembrane transport. The record is from RefSeq and is a predicted model, not a curated record. The transcript is spliced from 13 exons. Lineage: Eukaryota; Metazoa; Chordata; Actinopteri; Cypriniformes; Catostomidae. Bases 415 to 2238 code for a protein of 607 amino acids. Gene Ontology annotation, cellular component: membrane.